UUCCCCCCCCUGCAAUAGGAGCUGCUGUUGACGAGGGCCGAAAUAAAUUUCAGCUGAAAACAAUAGAAGCACUGCUCGGAAGCACGGAUAAACUGGGAGAGGUGAUCGUACUGGGCAUGAUUACACAACUGAAAGAGGGUAAAUUCUAUCUGGAGGACCUAAAUGGAACAGUACAACUGGAUAUGUCCAAAGCACAGUUUCAUAACGGCCUUUAUACUGAGUCCUGCUACGUACUGGCAGAAGGAUGGUACGAGGAUUCUGUGUUCCACGUCAAUGGACUUGGGUUUCCACCUACUGAGCCAUCAUCGGCCACAAGGGCAUACUACGGCAAUCUGAACUUCUUUGGAGGUCCAUCCACCGUUUCUGUGAAGGCAUCAGCCAAGCUGAAGCAGCUGGAGGAGGAGAAUGAGGAUGCCAUGUUGUGAUUGUCUCCGAUGUGUGGCUGGGACAGCGCUGAGGUGAUGGAGAAGCUCCACAUCAUGUUCUCAGGUUAUGCUGCAAUGCCUCCCACCUGUUUUGUUUGUGGAAACUUCUCUUCUGCCCCAUAUGGGAAAACACAGAUCACGUCACUCAAAGAGUCUUUGAAGGCUCUUGCUGAUGCCAUAUCUACAUAUCCCAGCAUUCACAGCAGUAGUCGGUUUGUGUUUGUUCCGGGUCCUGAAGAUCCUGGUCCAGGCUCCAUCCUGCCGAGGCCUCCUUUAGCAGAUCACAUCACUGAGGAGUUCAGACAGAGGGUGCCAUUUUCUAUCUUUACUACUAAUCCAUGCAGGAUUCAGUACUGCAGCCAGGAGAUUGUAAUCAUUAGAGAAGACCUGGUCAACAAGAUGUGCAGGAACUGCAUCCACCUGCCCAAUAGUAAUCUUGACAUUCCAAACCAUUUUGUUCGGACUAUCCUUUGCCAGGGUCACUUGACUCCACUCCCUCUGUAUGUCAGUCCUGUUUUCUGGGCGUAUGACUACACCUUGCGCAUCUACCCCGUCCCUGAUGUCAUCAUCUUUGCUGACAAAUACGAUCCCUUCAACAUCUCCAACACCGACUGCCUUUGCCUCAAUCCGGGCUCAUUCCCACGCAGUGGCUUCACAUUUAAGGUGUACUACCCAUCCAACAGAACUGUUGAGGACAGCAAACUUCAAGAUCUUUAAAGGACAACUGGACAUAUUGCUCCCAGUGUGUAAUAAGCGCCUUGUAUGGCAGCACCCUGACAUCGGGGUGCUGCCCGCUUU
Messenger RNA from Thalassophryne amazonica, 1223 nucleotides. Its product is annotated as DNA polymerase epsilon subunit 2-like. Gene Ontology annotation, molecular function: DNA binding. Lineage: Eukaryota; Metazoa; Chordata; Actinopteri; Batrachoidiformes; Batrachoididae. The record is from RefSeq and is a predicted model, not a curated record. Gene Ontology annotation, cellular component: epsilon DNA polymerase complex. Gene Ontology annotation, biological process: DNA-templated DNA replication; error-prone translesion synthesis.